Molecule: messenger RNA, 712 nt
Organism: Cannabis sativa
Lineage: Eukaryota; Viridiplantae; Streptophyta; Magnoliopsida; Rosales; Cannabaceae
Product: V-type proton ATPase subunit H-like
Exons: 4
Coding region: 29-712 (227 amino acids)
Biological process (GO): proton transmembrane transport
Cellular component (GO): vacuolar proton-transporting V-type ATPase, V1 domain
Molecular function (GO): proton-transporting ATPase activity, rotational mechanism
Source: RefSeq, a predicted model, not a curated record
AGCUUGUUCAUGAUUUUUAAGCAUAUAUAUGGGUGCAUGGGUAACAUUUCAGCUGCAGCAAAAGAAGCCUUUGCCUUCCAAUCUUAGUCGUAGCUCUCCAACUGCGAUAAGCUGUCUCACAACCUUACUGAAGGAGCCUGUGGUUAAAGCAUUCUUUGUCCACUCUAAUGGAGUUAGGUUGCUCGUUCCUUUUAUAAACCCACCUUUCAUUCAACCCUCAAUUCAGCUUGUGUAUGAAACAUGCUUUUGUGUGUGGCUUUUAUCUUACUAUGAACCCGCCAUUCAGCACUUGGCUACCUCUAAAGCUCUUCCUCGACUCAUGGAUGUUGCGAAAAACUCUACAGCGGAAAAGGUUGUUAGAAUUGUCAUCAUGACUUUUCAAAACAUGCUCCCCAAAGGGAUAUUUGAUUCACAAAUGAUAGAACUUGAUUUAUCAGAACUUGUUCAGAGUUUAAAAUUACAAACAUGGAGUGAUGAGGAUCUAUUGGAUGCUUUAAAUCAAAUAGAUGAGAAUUUAAAUAAGAUAAAAGCAUUAAAAUCUUUUGAUAUUUACAAAAAAGAAGUUCUCAUUGGUCGUCUUGAUUGCUUCGAUCUGUCACAGUUCAUCAAGCACCAUAUAGACGGUCGAUUCAUAGUGACGAAGCUCAACGCCAAGGAACGAGUGAUGAAGUUGUUGGACCACAAGAAUGACGAAGUUACCAAAAAUGCAUAA